Messenger RNA from Vitis riparia (riverbank grape), 1905 nucleotides. Its product is annotated as transcription initiation factor TFIID subunit 6-like. Gene Ontology annotation, cellular component: SLIK (SAGA-like) complex; transcription factor TFIID complex; SAGA complex. NCBI's taxonomy places the organism in Eukaryota, Viridiplantae, Streptophyta, Magnoliopsida, Vitales, Vitaceae. Gene Ontology annotation, biological process: RNA polymerase II preinitiation complex assembly; transcription initiation at RNA polymerase II promoter. The transcript has 13 exons. Bases 166 to 1809 code for a protein of 547 amino acids. The record is from RefSeq and is a predicted model, not a curated record. Gene Ontology annotation, molecular function: protein heterodimerization activity; transcription coactivator activity; RNA polymerase II general transcription initiation factor activity.
GUUUCAUCUCUCCAUUAGUCAUUACCAUCUUCCUCUCCUCCGCGGGCGCGAACAUCUCUGAAUUCACCUUCUGCGAGGGUUUCAGAGAUUACUGCAAAUUACUCAGAAGUAUAUUUUGAAGCUUGAACUGCAAGAUAUUGAUGAAAUAUAGUUGAAAAUUGAAAGAUGAACAUAGUGCCCAAAGAGACAAUUGAGGUCAUUGCACAAAGUAUAGGAAUUUCAAAUUUCUCGCCCGAUGUUGCUCCGGCCCUUGCAACCGAUGUUGAGUACCGGGUGCGCGAAAUCAUGCAGGAGGCAAUCAAAUGCAUGCGCCACUCAAAGAGAACUAUCUUGACAGUAGACGAUGUGGAUAGUGCACUCAAGCUAAGAAAUGUGGAGCCGCUUUAUGGCUUCACCUCUGGAGGUCCUAGGCAGUUUAAAAAAGCUGCUGGACAUAAAGAUUUGUUCUAUGUUGAUGACAAGGAUGUGGAAUUUAAAGACUUGAUUGAAGCACCCUUACCAAAAACACCUCUAGAUACUGGAGUUAUCACUCACUGGCUAGCUAUUGAAGGAGUGCAACCUGCAAUUCCUGAAAAUGCUCCAAUUGAAGCACUUGCUGUGCCUUCUGACAACAAAAAAUCUGAAUACAAAGAGGAUGGGCUUCCUGUGGACACCAAAUUACCUGUUAAGCAUGUACUUUCAAGGGAGCUUCAGCUUUACUUUGACAAAAUCAAAGAGCUUACCCUGAGUAGAUCUGAUUCUAUCCUAUUUAAAGAAGCAUUAGUGAGCUUGGCAACAGACUCAGGAAUUCAUCCUUUAGUUCCUUAUUUUACAUAUUUCAUUGCUGAUGAGGUCACACGGAAUUUGAAUGAUUUCUCUAUCCUGUUUGCUUUGAUGCGUGUUGCCCGUAGCCUUCUCCAAAACCAGCAAAUACACAUAGAACCUUAUCUACACCAAUUGAUGCCAUCUAUUAUUACUUGCCUUGUUGCAAAAAGGUUGGGGAGUAGAUUCUCUGACAACCACUGGGAGCUUAGAAGCUUCACAGCUAACCUGGUUGCUUCAAUAUGCAAGAGAUACGGGCAUGCUUAUCAUAACCUCCAGCCACGUGUGACAAGGACUCUGCUCCAUGCUUUCUUGGACCCAACAAAAGCAUUGCCUCAACAUUAUGGGGCAAUUCAGGGGUUGGCAGCAUUUGGACCCAGUGUGGUUCGCUUGCUUAUACUGCCUAAUCUUGAGCCAUACUUGCGACUUCUUGAGCCAGAAAUGCAGCUUGAGAAGCAAAAGAAUGGGAUGAAGAGACAUGAAGCCUGGCGUGUAUAUGGAGCCUUACUGUGUGCUGCAGGUAUAUGCAUGUAUGAUCAGCUGAAGACAUUCCCCAAUUUGCUGUCUCCACCAACACGGGUCAUCUUGAAGAGCAAUAAAAAAAUCUUGCCUACAAAACCAAAAAUCAAUCCAGGCAAACGCAAAGCAAGCACAGAUAACUUAAUGCAACAGCCACCGCUCAAGAAAUUAGCAACAGAUGGCUCAAUGGGCGUUAUGCCAAUUAACUCCCUGUCAGUUGACAAGCAAGGGUUAACAGGAGGAUUUUCUAAUUCAACUGCUGUAGGAAGUUCUGAUGUUGGUCUGUCAUCAAUGUCCCAGCAGUUAGCUAGUGAGAACAUAUCAGGAGGCAGAAGAGAGGUCGGUACUCGAGCUCUAAAAGCAUCAGCUGUUCUUGCUCAGGCUUGGAAGGAUGUCAAUGCUGGGCAAUUGUCGGCGUCAUUGUUUGAAUAUUUUGGUGAAAGCAUGUUUUGCUUCACUCCCUCACCUGAGUCGUCCUUGUUCUUGUAAUUAAUUGAGAAUCAAUAUCAAUAGAGUUGUUUUGACAGGUCUUUAGUUUAAAAUGGGAAGUUGUGCACUAGCAUAUCAUCUUUACUAGAAUAUAUU